AUGGCGUCCACGCUGCGGAAAUUGUUUUUCCCAGCCCCAGAACCGACUACGCCGGAGGGUGGUUCUUCCAACGCUGAGGGGCUCGUCGAGCCAGACUCCAAGGCUCCAGCUGAAGCCGUUCAUCCGUCAUCAUCGAGCGAGCAGACGCCUGACGAAGCAGCCCAAGAUGGUGUCGCCCAAGCCGAAGCCAUCACCUUGGUGAUGUGGUGUUUGUACUUUGUCAACGCUUUCCAGUCCCAGAUCACCAGCAACGCGUCGGCCUACAUCACCAGCGACUUCGAAUCGCAUUCCUUGAUCCCUGUUAUCGCCAUCGUGUCCAGUAUUAUGGGAGCAGCAACGUACAUGCCUCUCGCGAAAAUUCUGAACCUCUGGGACCGCUCUGUUGGUUUUGCACUGAUGACUGGAUUCGCAACUCUCGGCUUGAUCUUGAGUGCAACCUGCUAUGACAUUGCCACGUACUGCGCGGCUCAGGUCUUCUACAGCGUCGGCUUUGCUGGUAUCAUCUUUUCCAUCGAUGUCAUCACCAUCGACACGUCGACGCUUCGCGAUCGAGGUCUUGCUUACGCGUUUACCUCUUCUCCCUACAUCAUCACCGCAUACGCAGGCCCGGCUGCGGCGGCCCACUUCGUCCAGACUAACUGGCGCUGGGGCUACGGUAUUUUCUGCAUCAUCCUUCCCGUCGUUGCAACGCCGCUGUUCUGCCUUCUGCAGUGGAACCGGCACGUGGCUAAGAAGAGGGGUCUGCUGCGGGCGAAGGAGAGCAGUGGAAGAACGCCGAUGCAGAGCGCCAAGCACUACAUCAUCGAAUUCGACAUCCUGGGAACGUUUCUCCUGACCGCGGGCCUGGCGCUCUUCCUCCUGCCCUUCACCAUCGCCAGCACGACGGACAAGGGCUGGAACUCGGCCUCGAUGAUCGUCAUGCUCGUCAUCGGCAUCCUCUGCCUUUUCGCCUUCGCCGCCGUCGAGCGCUGGGUCGCCCCCGUCCCGUUCCUGCAAUGGGAGAUGUUAGCCACGCGCACCAUCCUCGGCGCCUGUCUGGUCGACGCCACGUACCAGAUCUCGUACUACUGCUGGAACGACUACUGGACGUCGUAUCUCCAAGUCGUAUACGGCGUCAGCAUCGAAACGGCCGGCUACAUCAGCAACAUCUUCGACGUCGUCUCGGGCGUGUGGCUGCUCGGCGUCGGCCUCUGCAUCAAGAAGACGGGACGCUUCCGCUGGCUGCUCCUCUGGGCCGUCCCGCUGUACAUCCUCGGCAUCGGGCUGAUGAUCUACUUCCGGCAGCCGCACUGGGGCGUCGGGUACAACGUCAUGUGCCAGGUGUUCCUCGCGCUGUCCGGCGGCACCAUGAUCAUCGUGCAGCAGGUCGCCGUGCUCGCCGUCGCCGACCACAACAACGCCGCGUCGGCCCUGGCCUUCCUCAACGUCUUCGGCAACAUGGGGAGUGCCGUGGGGAGCAGCAUUUCCGGCGCGAUUUGGACGCACACGCUGCCGUCGGCGCUGCGGCGGCUGCUGCCCGACGAGGCCAAGGCGGAUUGGGAGACGAUUUACGACUCGCUCGACGUGCAGCUGAGCUACGAGCGGGGCACGCCGAUUCGCACGGCGAUUCAGGCGGCGUAUGCCUUUUCGCAGAGCAAGAUGCUGAUUGCUGGCACGUGUAUCAUGGCGCUGUCGCUCGGGUGGAUGUUCCUGAUCAAGGACUUGAAGGUCACGAAGGCGCAGACGAAGGGUGUGUUGUUCUAA
Messenger RNA from Lasiodiplodia theobromae, 1743 nucleotides. RefSeq names its product Siderophore iron transporter mirb. Gene Ontology annotation, molecular function: transmembrane transporter activity. Lineage: Eukaryota; Fungi; Ascomycota; Dothideomycetes; Botryosphaeriales; Botryosphaeriaceae. Gene Ontology annotation, biological process: transmembrane transport. The transcript has 4 exons. The record is from RefSeq and is a predicted model, not a curated record. The coding region runs from base 1 to 1743 and encodes 580 amino acids.